Messenger RNA from Solanum stenotomum, 1398 nucleotides. RefSeq names its product replication protein A 70 kDa DNA-binding subunit B-like. The record is from RefSeq and is a predicted model, not a curated record. NCBI's taxonomy places the organism in Eukaryota, Viridiplantae, Streptophyta, Magnoliopsida, Solanales, Solanaceae. The transcript has 9 exons. The coding region runs from base 143 to 1177 and encodes 344 amino acids.
GGCAAGCCAAUACAUAAAAUUUUACUGGAUUCUUGACAAAGAAACGGUAAUUGAACAAAUCAAACCAUCUAAUGAAGUUGAAAAACCACUUCCACCGCCAACCAAGCUGAAUAUCACCAGCUUUGACUGCAUUCCUCAUCUGAUGGUUGAUUCUGCUGCUGAAAUAGAUAUACUGGCAAUCGUUCUUCGUUGUGGUCCUCAAAAAAACGCCGGUCGCAGUCAUCAUAGGUGUCGAGAAAUUACCCUUUGUGACAAUCAGAAAAAUCAAUUUCUCUUCACUCUAUGGGAGGAUUUCGAAGAAAUAGAAGGACAUGAAAUUUCCUCAAAAAUGGCAACAGAGGCAGAUCUACUUGUAAUCCUCGGAAGGAGUAUAAGAAUCUCUACUUAUCAAGGGUUGUCAUUGCAGACUAGGUACAAUUCCACAGUACGUGUGAAUCCGAAUUACCCACAGGCAGUGGCACUCAUCAACUGGGCAAAAGAAAACAAAACAAUGUUGUUAAGUUGUCCAUCAGAGAAAACCUCAACAAGCUCAUCUAUCGCUCCCAUGAUAGUCACUCCUGCUGGCCAACAACUUAUCUCUAUUGCAGAAAUCUCAUCAGCACCUUCUAUGAGAGUGUUCUAUGUUGAAGCAGAGAUGGCCGUAUUAGAUGAGUUCCAAGACUUUUGUGUGCUUGAAUGCUUAGGAUGCAAACAGAAGAAGCGGACAAGGGAUAGAAAGGAUUUUGAAUGUCCAAAAUGCAAUCGGAAAACAUCAUUAGUGCCUCGCUGCAGCUUCCAAAUUGAUCUUAUUGACGAUACUGCUAUAACCACAGCAUCUAUCUCUGCUGAAUUAGGAGAAAAAUUACUGUCCAUGACAGCAGAAGACAUAUUUGACAUAACUUGCACUAAGCGACAAUCAUUGUCUCUUAAUCAUGUCCAUGAGAUGUUGUCAAACAAAGUAUUCGAAAUUCAGCUAAGGAAGUCAUCUUGGGGUAGCUCAAAUACCACGCAUGCAACUUUGUCCAUUCUUUCCUACAUGGAAAAACAACAUACUCCACAGAGCACUACUGAUAGGACUUCUAAAAAGAUAAAGCCUUUGGAAAUAAGUGAGGUAGAAGUGAUGGCAACAACUGCUGCAGCUGGUCCUUCAAAUGCACCGGCAAAAUUUGAACCACCCACACCAACCAAAAAGGUCUAAAAGGAACUCCCUCAGACCAUUUUGUCACUUUUGUUUAUGAUAGGGACAAUAUAAUGAAUGACUCUCCCUAUGCUCUGGUUUUUUGCAUGAGGAAGAUUAGCUAUGGAGAGGCAAACUGCAGCGUCCUCUAAAUAUGAUAAACAAUGACAUGCUAAUCUUAUAUACCAAAACUGCAACAUGUACUAUAUUAUUUUGGUUACAUUACAUUAGUUAGUAUGUGC